AAUCAGGCUGCGAUUGCGCACGCGCAGCAGUGCGUCACUCUUAGGAUGCAUAUGUGUCCUCUGUUGCGUAUUUUUUCUUAAAUCGCUGCUUUUGUUAUGGUUUUUAAAGCAAACCGACGCAAUGAAUGUUAAUAAUCUGUUUCUGUGUUUAAUUCUCGGUUUUGUCGCAGCGAGUGAAGACGAGAGACUGCCGAACAAAUGCGAAGUGUGUAAGUUUCUGACAGUCGAGCUGCAGGAUGCUCUGGAGAAGACCGGCCGCUCCAAAGAAGUUUUAGAAGUGGGAGAAGUCCUGGACACGGGAAAAAGGAAGAAGAAAAUUAAAUACAACACAUCGGAAACUCGUCUGACUGAGGCCAUUGACAACAUCUGUGAGCGCAUCCUGCAGUACAGUGUUCACGCAGAGAGGCCUGGCAGCCUUCGAUAUGCCAAGGGCGCCAGUCAGACCAUGACAACUCUGAAGAACCUGGUCCACAAAGGAGUCAAGGUGGACCUGGGUCUGCCCUUUGAACUCUGGGACGAGCCUUCAGCAGAAGUGUCGGACAUGAAAAAGCAGUGUGAGACGAUGCUGGAAGAGUACGAGGAGGUGGUGGAGGACUGGUACUUCCAUCACCAGGACCAGAGGCUGGAGAACUUUCUUUGUGAGCACCACAUACUUAAAGCAUCGGAACAAGAAUGUCUAAAGGAGGUGUGGAAGGGAGACAUGGGAAACAAGGGAGGAGCUGAGGAGGCGUCGAACAAGAGUGUGGAAGAGAAAGAAGAAGGCACAAAAACUCAUGACGGAUCAGAGCUUUGAAGAAAUGAGAGAAAAAAAACAACUUCACAUUUUAUCUGUAAAACAAAUACAAAGAGAAAAUGUGACUUGAUUUAUUGAUAUUUUCAGUUUUAUUAGUUUUUUUUAGGUUUUUUUAAGUUUGGAAUUAUGUGAACCUGAAGCCGUUACUGUUACCACAUUUGAAAACAGUUUACAUUUGGAGUUACAUCAGUGUAUGAAGAAGCUUUAUGUAAUAAAUGACGUUAUUUUUUAUAAUCUGUUGCACCUUUAGAAAACUUAACUCUUGUAACACUAGGGUUUGAAAUCCAACUGUUAAAUCUUGUGAAAAUACCAAUACAUUUCUUCAUGCGUAAAGAGUCUUUGGUACACUUUCUCGUGCAGUUUUGAAUGCAGUAUGUACAGGUUUCUGAAUGAAUAAAGUUGUUUUGUUUUUUUAAUAA
This is a messenger RNA of Cynoglossus semilaevis (tongue sole), 1212 nucleotides long. RefSeq names its product canopy FGF signaling regulator 4 (gene cnpy4). NCBI's taxonomy places the organism in Eukaryota, Metazoa, Chordata, Actinopteri, Pleuronectiformes, Cynoglossidae. The record is from RefSeq and is a predicted model, not a curated record. The transcript is spliced from 6 exons. Bases 122 to 793 code for a protein of 223 amino acids.